Molecule: messenger RNA, 3776 nt
Organism: Punica granatum (pomegranate)
Lineage: Eukaryota; Viridiplantae; Streptophyta; Magnoliopsida; Myrtales; Lythraceae
Source: RefSeq, a predicted model, not a curated record
CCGCGCCAUUUCAUUUCUCUUCAGUCAGAUCAGGUCCUCUUUUCACUUUUCCCCCCAUCUCUCUCUCUCUCUCCCCAUUGUCGACUCGUCUGUAUCUCCUCUCAAUUCACUUCAAUCCUCAUCCUCUACUUCAGGUCAGGUCUGGUCCGAUCUGGUCUGGUCUGCUGAGGUCAGGUUAUCGGCGUCGGCUCAGCUCCAAGCGCCCGAAGAUGAGGCGCCCGGAUAGAUAUAAGUGAAUUGUAUUGUAUGCAUGAAUGAAGCUAGGCCGAGCUGAAAGCAAUGGAGUCGCUCAGUAGCUGCCGUUCCUCCUCCUUCACCUCUCCCCUCAUCCUGCCCCCUCUCGCCUCCGCUCCCCCCAAAUCCCCCCGGACCCUCCUCUGCUACUGCUCCGUCAGCCCUGACCCCUGGUCUCUCAGCGAUGGCAACCCCGACCGUCCUAAACCCCGUUCUAAGAACCCCAAGAACCCACUCUCCGACGACAAUGCUCGCCGCAUCAUCAAAGCCAAGGCCCGCUACCUCAGCGUCCUCCGCCGCAACCAGGGCCCCCGGGUCCAGACCCCUCGCUGGAUCAAGAGGUCCCCCGAGCAGAUGGUCCAGUACCUCCAAGACGACAGGAAUGGCCACCUGUACGGAAAGCACGUCUUGGCCGCUAUUAAGACCGUCAGGGCCCUCUCAGCCAGAGGGGAAGGGGAGUACGACAUGAGGGCUGUCAUGGCCAGCUUCGUUGGCAAAUUGAGUUUCCGGGAGAUGUGCGUGGUUCUCAAGGAGCAGAAGGGUUGGAGACAGGUCAGGGACUUCUUUGCUUGGAUGAAGCUGCAGCUGAGCUACCGUCCUAGUGUCGUCGUCUAUACCAUCGUGCUACGCAUAUAUGGGCAAGUUGGUAAGAUCAAAUUGGCUGAAGAUACCUUCUUGGAGAUGCUCGAAGCUGGAUGUGAGCCUGAUGAGGUUGCUUGUGGCACUAUGCUUUGCACUUAUGCCCGCUGGGGCCGCCACAAGGCCAUGCGGUCAUUUUAUUCUGCCGUUGAAGAAAGGGGAGUUGUACCUUCUGUUGCUGUUUUCAAUUUCAUGCUAUCGUCCCUACAGAAGAAGUCACUCCAUCGAAAUGUUAUAGAUUUGUGGAGGAAAAUGUUGGAUAAAGGGGUCACUCCCAACGCAUUUACUUACACAGUUGUCAUCAGCUCGUUUGCAAAAGAUGGUCAUGGUGAUGAAGCUUUUAAGUGUUUUUAUGAGAUGAAAAAUGCUGGCUUUGUCCCAGAGGAAGUGACUUAUAGCCUGCUUAUUAGUUUAAGUAACAAAAAUGGUAACUUUGAAGAAGCAGUAUGUCUAUAUGAGGACAUGAGAUCUCGGGGCAUUGUUCCAAGCAAUUAUACAUGUGCAUCGCUUCUCACUCUGUAUUACAAGAGGGGAGAUUAUCCCAAGGCCCUUUCUCUUUUCUCAGAGAUGGAUAAGUACAAAAUUGCUGUAGAUGAAGUCAUCUAUGGCUUGCUUAUAAGAAUUUAUGGCAAACUUGGCCUUCAUGAGGAAGCAGAGAAGACAUUUAAAGAGGUUGAACAGCUGGGGCUACUUCGUGAUGAGAAAACAUAUUUAACAAUGGCGCAAGUCCAUCUUAGUUCUGGUAAUCCAGCAAAAGCAUUGAGUGUCGUGGAAUUGAUGAAGGCAAAAGAGGUUCUGUUCUCAAGAUUUGCAUAUAUUGUAUUGUUGCAAUGUUAUGUUAUGGAGGAAGAUUUAGAUUCUGCAGAAGCUACAUUUCAGGCUUUAUCAAAAUCUGGGUCAUGCGAUGCAGGUUCCUGCAAUGAUAUGCUCAAUCUGUAUAUAAAGUUGGGUCUCAUGGACAUGGCCCAACACUUCAUUUCUCAGAUGAGGAAAGAUCAGAUAGAUUUUGAUGAUGAACUUGUGAAAGCGAUUCUGAGAUUUUAUUGCCGGAGAGGAAUGCUAAGAGAUGCAGAGCUGUUCAUAGAAGAUAUUGUUGCAACAGGAUCAUUUGAAAACAAUAAGUUUGUUCAAACAUUUUACACAAUCAUGCAUAGAGAAAGCAUGGAACAAAAGAUUGCCCCGGACAGUUCCCUGAACUGUCAUCAUCUUGACCUGUUGGCUGUAGAGUUGAUCCUCACAUUAUAUAUGGCUAGCACAAAUUGCCAAAAGAUGGAGGAACUCUUGAGGUCCUUACUGGAAUCUGCUGGUGGCUUAUCUGUGGCUUCUAAACUCAUUAAUGGGUUUGUUAAAGGAGGUGAUGCGACCAGUGCUGAAAAUCUUACCAGGAAAAUAGUGAAACUUUGUUGCAUUACGGAUGAUGAAGCAAUCACUUCCUUGAUCGGCCAGUGUACUGAAAACAAAAACCUGAAGAAUGCAGAAGAGAUUUUUGCAGGAGCGAUUGCUACCUCAUCUGGGACAUCAUUAUUGAACUCCAUGAUUAAUGCAUAUGUCAAAUGUGGAAAAUUAGAGGAUGCAUAUUUGCUAUAUGUUAAAGCUGUGGAGAGAGGGCACGACCUCAGUGCUGUUGCUUCCAGCAUCAUUGUGAAUGCUCUAACUAAUGCGGGUAAACAUCAAGAAGCAGAGUCUAUCAUUCAUAAAAGUUUUGAAGACAACUUUGAACUCGACACUGUGGCAUAUAAUACCUUUAUUAAGGCGAUGCUGGAAGCAGGGAAAUUGAAUUUUGCGGCCAACAUAUAUGAUCGUAUGCUUUCCAUGGGGGUUUCCCCAUCAAUACAGACAAUAAACACUAUGAUUAGUGUGUAUGCUAGAGGUCAAAAGCUGGCUAAGGCAGUACAGAUGUUUAACACAGCUCAUACUUGGGGUUUGCUUUUGGAUGAGAAGGCAUAUAUGAAUCUCAUCAGUUUUUAUGGCAAGGCUGGUGAGAGACAGGAAGCUUCCCUUUUAUUCAGCAAAAUGCAGGAAGAAGGAAUAAAACCUGGAACGGUGAGCUACAAUAUCAUGAUGAACAUGUAUGCCACUGCCGGAUGCUCUCAUGAAGUUGAGGCACUUUUCAAAUCCAUGCAGGAAGAAGGCUGUUUACCCGAUCCAUCAACCUACCUCUCCCUCAUCCGAGCUUACACGGAGAGCUCCAAAAUCUCGGAAGCAGAGGAAAUCCUUCGGUCUAUGAAGAGGAAAGGUAUCUCCCCUUCCUGUGCCCAUCUCAACGUAUUGCUUUCUGCAUUUGCAAAGGUGGGUAUGAUGAAGCAGGCUGAACGGGUUUUUAAGGAAUUGACUGCAAGUGGUGUAGGGCCUGAUGCCGCUUGUUACCGCACCAUGUUGGGAGGUUAUUUAAACGGAGGAUACGUUGAGGAAGGAAUUUCACUUUUUGAGCAGAUAAAGGAGUGUGUUGGAUUGGACAGGUUUGUUUGGAGUGUGGGUGUGCUUCUUUACAGGAUUACGGGGAUGAAACAGAAAGCAGAAGGAGCUUUGAGUAUCAUGAGCAGUCAUGGUAUAUCGCUGAUUGAGAAUCUUGAAGUUGGAUCGAAAUUGAAAACCUCUUCGAGUCUAUGAUUGAGCGAGGAAGGAAGAGUGUCCUUGGUGUUUCGAUCAUCGCCAUGUCAGGGAGGGAGGAGGGCUCAUCAAUGCCGUAGGGGAGAUUAAGAAAAGCCACUCUACACGCAUAGAUGCUUUAGAGUUUUGUUAUGAUGAAAUUGUAAAAGCACUGACUGGCAGCAAAUUUAGAUUAGAGCUCUGCUCGUUGGUCCCUCGGGUACCUGUUAAUAGUUUUCUUUUUCUUUUCAUCAGCAAAUGAGGGACAUUGCAAUAAAUAUAAAAUUGUGAAUAACAAACUUAUAUUACCUUUU